AUGGAAACCAAGCGACUAAGGCGAGAAGUUAAAGUUCUCCUCGGUCAGUAUGUUGGGCAAAAACUAAGAGAAAAUGGCUUUGAUCCCAAGGGAACAGGCUCUUCCUCAGUUCUUGAUGAUCUGGCUCAUUAUGAUUUAGCCAUAAACGUGGCUUUAUGGUGGCUGGAGAAAAAUGAUUUUCCAUUUAAAAAUGAACUAUUAGGAGCCACCAGUCUUGGCCAAAGUCAGUGUCCUAACCGAAUGGAAAGAGAAGCUAUCAUCCUUUCAUCUUUUGCUGGAACGCUUUUGAACAGUUUACCUGUGGAUGAGAUCCUGUCUCUGUAUAGCUGCAAGCCGUCUGCAACUUGUCUUCAUCCAGACACUAAAAGCAACAUUGUUCACCCUUUCUUCUUGUCCUAUCACCCGUUUGCCAUGCUCAGUUCAUUUAAAGCCGUAAACCAGUCAAAAAAACACACUCAGAUGCUGAAACGGAACACCCUACACAAUAAAGCACGAUCUUCUGAGCUGAAGAAAUCAAAAGCCUGCUCCGAAGCUUCCUCCUCUCAAUCAUUUUUUGGUGACAGUGAGGAUUCACUGAAUGAGCAAACAAAGCUUUACGACAGCUCACAGGAAUCUCAGCAGGACUGAACGCUACCCAGCCAAAAACCCAGCUCCAGACCAUCCUGUAACCAGCCCAACAUGUUUUACAUUUAAUUGUAUUUUGCAAGUUUUAUCUUCAGCAACACACAAUUUGUCUCAAUUAGCUUUUGAUUAGCAUGGGAUCAUUGGAUGGGUCAGAUUAAGUUUA
Trichomycterus rosablanca is the source of this 787-nucleotide messenger RNA. RefSeq lists its product as uncharacterized. Bases 1 to 627 code for a protein of 208 amino acids. NCBI's taxonomy places the organism in Eukaryota, Metazoa, Chordata, Actinopteri, Siluriformes, Trichomycteridae. The transcript has 8 exons. The record is from RefSeq and is a predicted model, not a curated record.